AUGAGUAUUAAGUAGCAGUCCUUGAGAAAGGGGUGGGGGGAAUCAGCUGCUAAUCCAGAAGAGACAGGAAGAGAACAACUGGUCUUUCCUAAUCCCCUCUCCACCAAGAGCCUCUUCCUUUUGGCAGAUUAUAUGAUGCUUCAGCAAGUCACAGGCAUGGAUCAUCAAGAAAGACUCCAAGACCAACAACUGGGUUCUGGGGCACAUGACAGAGCCCAAGCAGAACAACGAAAUAGAUGAAUUGAGGAUUCUUCUCGUGGGGAAACAUGGUUCAGGGAAAAGUGCUGCAGGAAACAGCAUCCUGGGCAGGGUGUGUUUUGAGUCCAGACUCAGUGAGCAGCCAGUGACCCAAGUGGCAGGGACAGAGCAGGCGAUCUGGGGACAAAGAAAAAUUGUGCUCAUUGACACUCCAGAUAUUUUUUCCCAAAAGGAUUCCCAGCAAGAGCUCUGCCAUCUCUCCUCUCUAUGCUCUCCAGGCCUACAUGCCCUCCUUCUAGUGACCCCACUGGGCUUCUACACAGAGGAAGAUGAGACAGUGGUGAGGAACAUCAAGAAGGUUUUUGGAGAAGAAGCUCUGAGGAAACAUGUGAUCAUUCUGUUCACCAGGAAAGAAGACUUGGCAGGGAUGGACCUGAUGGAGUUCAUAAAGACACAGAUAAACCCUCUUCAGAAACUCAUUUGGGACUGUGGAUUUAAUUACUAUGCUUUCAAUUACAGAGUCACAAGAGAAGAGGAACAACUCCAGGUGAAUGGGCUUCUGGAGUCAAUCAGCAAAAUGGUGGACAGGAAUGGAGGCUCUGGGCACAUGAUAGAGCCCAAGAAGAACAACGAAAUAGAUGAAUUGAGGAUUCUUCUCGUGGGGAAACAUGGUUCAGGGAAAAGUGCUGCAGGAAACAGCAUCCUGGGCAGGUGUGUGUUUGAAUCCAGGCUCAGUGAGCAGCCAGUGACCCAAGUGUGCAGGACAGAGCAGCAGAUCUGGGGACAAAGAAAAAUUGUGCUCAUUGACACUCCAGAUAUUUUUUCCCAAAAGGAUUCCCAGCAAGAGCUCUGCCAUCUCUCCUCUCUAUGCUCUCCAGGCCCACAUGCCCUCCUCCUAGUGACUCCACUGGGCUUCUACACAGAGGAAGAUGAGACAGUGGUGAGGAACAUCAAGAAGGUUUUUGGAGAAGAAGCUUUGAGGAAACAUGUGAUCAUUCUGUUCACCAGGAAAGAAGACUUGGCAGGGAUGGACCUGAUGGAGUUCAUAAAGAAGACAGAUAAAUCUCUUCAGAGUCUUAUUUGGGACUAUGGAUUUCAGUACUAUGCUUUCAAUUACCGAGUCACAGGAGAGGAGGAACAACUCCAAGUGAAUGGGCUUCUGGAGAAGAUCGACAAAAUGGUGUAUGACAAUGGCGGCCAGCAUUGUAUCCUUAGGAAGUCUACUAUUAGACCUGAUAUACUAAGCCUCAUCAUAGUAGGAAAGUGUGGGGCUGGAAAGAGCUCAACAGGUAACACUAUUCUUGGAAGGAAGGAAUUUCUAACCAAAAUUGGAGGAGAACGAGUCACCAAAACCUGUGAAAAACAUGUAAGGACCUGGAAAGGGAGUACUGUUGUAGUUGUUGAUACCCCAUCAUUUUGCCUUCCAUCAGAGAGUGAAGAAGAUCUCUACAAACAAGGAGAAGAGAUCCUUCGCAUCCUUACCUUGUCUCAAGGACUCAGAGUUUUUAUUCUGGUGCUUCGGCUGGGCCGGUUCACUCAAGAAGAUGAGAAAACCAUUGAAGAAUUAGAAGCCGUAUUUGGAACAGAGAUCACCAAGUACAUGAUUGUGCUCUUCACUAGGAAGGAUGAUCUAGAGCCUUAUACAAUAGAAGAUUUCAUCAAGGAUUUUGCUAGUACACCUCUUCAAAAGCUGAUUAAACAGUGUGGAUCCAGAUUUUGUGCUUUUAACAAUAAGGAAAGUGGCCCAGCCCAAGAAAAACAGGCAAAUGAGCUUUUGGAAAUGGUUAAUGAAUUGGUCUUCUGUCAUGGAGGCCACGGAUUUACCUUCAAUACUGUUAACCUUGAGGCUUACGCCAAAAAAAUUAAAAAUCACCAAAAGAAGCCAAGGAAUAUACUGCCAUGGAAGUAAAAUUUAUAAUAAUUUCAUUUAUUUUUCAACUCCUGGAGUACCUGAGAAUCCAGUUAAAAAUAAUACUGAUCUUUACAUAGGACCUUAAAGUUUUCAAAACUAUUUACAUAUGUUAACGCAUAUGAUCCUCACAACAACUCUGUGAGGUAGGUGCUAUCAUUAUCACUCUCAUUUUACUGAGGAGGAACCUGAGGCAUAGAUAGGUGCCUCACCUAGCUUUACUUUACUUUAAGGUAAGGUAGACUAACCCUAAAUGACUUUCCCAAGAUCAUGCAGCUAGUAAGUGUCUGAAGGAGGAUUGUACACAGGUCUUCCUGAUUCCUAUGCUCUAUCUGCUAUGCCACCAUUCCCUAUAUACAGUGAAGAUCUUCCUCGGGCCAGGCAGAUAGAAAGCUGUUUGUCUGGAGGGUCUGGCAUUUAAACUUAUACUGCAUUUUUGAUGCUUCAACUAAUAAGUAAACAUGAUGAGUGAGUAAGUAAUCACUACUGGAUGUGAUCUCCAGUCAGUUGUAAAAGUAGAAUGAGUUUCUGAGGCUAGAGUACUUCCUUUCUGCUUAUCAGCAUUUCUGACAUCCUUCAAGACUCAGCUCUGUCAUUACCUCCUCUGUAAACUUUUUCUGGACCCCCCUUGGAUUUAGCAGUUCUUUUCUCCUCCAAUUGUCUAGGAUUUUACUUAUUUGUCUGUAUAUUUCCUUGAGUAAAAUAUAAACUGCCUUAGGGUAAAGUCUAGUUUAUAUUUGCUUUAAGGACUGAGACCUCAUUAGUCAGUCCCUACAUUCUUCCCAUAUUAUUUUAUUUAUCCCUUUUCUAAUAGUGAUCACCCUGGCCCCCCACUGACUGAAAGACGAGUAUAUUAUAUUUUAUUCCUCUCACAGGGGACUUUUAAGGCAACUUCCCUUUAAUACAAUUAAGGGGGAUUAGGAGGAUCUAGAUUCUCCACCAUGAAUUUCAGCUCCUCCUGAAUGUAUUCCCUCAACUUAGGGGUCCCCUGAACCCCUGUUACAUUUAACCCCACAAUAAUCUUAUUAGCUUUACAAAGGGAAUAUUUAUCUGUUUUUUUCUUCUUGUUUGAGGUUUUUCCUUUGUGCUCUGAUUCUUCUUUCACAAGAUGACUAAUGUAGAACUAUGUUUAAUGUGAUUGUGCAUAUACAACCU
This is a messenger RNA of Dromiciops gliroides (monito del monte), 3262 nucleotides long. Its product is annotated as GTPase IMAP family member 8-like. The record is from RefSeq and is a predicted model, not a curated record. Gene Ontology annotation, molecular function: GTP binding. NCBI's taxonomy places the organism in Eukaryota, Metazoa, Chordata, Mammalia, Microbiotheria, Microbiotheriidae. Gene Ontology annotation, cellular component: endoplasmic reticulum.